AUGAGUGUUCUACUGGAGACUUCUUUGGGCGAGAUUGUAAUCGAUCUUCUAGUCGAUAAUUCACCCAAAUGCUGUGAGAAUUUUCUGAAACUGUGCAAAGUCAAGUACUACAACUUUUCACCAUUCCAUAGUGUUCAGAAGGGUUUCUCUUGCCAGACUGGAGACCCUCUCGGACCAGACUCACCCGAAAGUGAUGGCGGAAGCUCGAUCUGGGGCCUCAUAUCCGGCCCCUCAAAGAAGAGCUUUGUGGCAGACAUUGAUCCAAAGCUAAAACAUACGCAGCAGGGGACGGUCAGUAUGGCCACUGUGCCUUCACCCAACGAUGCUGAUCAGCGACUCGCGGGCAGUCAAUUCAUUAUAACACUAGGCGACAACAUUGACUAUCUUGAUGGAAAGGCUGCUCCUUUUGGUAUGGUGGUGGAAGGUUUCGAUACCCUCCAGAAGAUCAACGAGGCGUUCACAGAUGCGAAUGGGAGGCCACUCAAAGACAUUCGUAUUCGACAUACAGUCAUCUUAGAAGACCCUUUUGAUGAUCCCCCGGGGCUUACAGUACCAGACUCGAGUCCUGCACCUACGAAGGCCCAACUGGCCACGGUCAUGAUUGCCGAUGAUGAGGAAUUGGACGAAGAAGUGGAUGAGGCUGCCAUGGAGAAAUUGCGCCGAGAACGGGAAGCGCGCGCACAGGCUCUGACUCUUGAAAUGGUCGGUGACCUUCCAUUUGCAGAAGUCAAGCCACCCGAAAAUGUCCUGUUCGUCUGCAAACUGAAUCCCGUCACCACCGAUGAGGAUUUAGAAUUGAUCUUCAGCCGAUUUGGGAAGAUUCUGUCGUGUGAAGUGAUCAAAGACAAACGGACAGGAGACAGUCUUCAAUAUGCGUUCAUCGAGUUUGAAAACCAGAAGGAUUGCGAGCAAGCCUACUUCAAGAUGCAGGGUGUUCUGAUCGACGACCAUCGCAUCCACGUGGACUUUUCACAGAGCGUCUCCAAGCUUUCUGAUACCUGGAGAAAUUCAACCAAUUCCAAACGUGCGAGACAAGCCGGGGGAUUCGGCGGCAUUGCGAGUCUCGAAAAGAGGCGGCACUACCGGGAAGACGAUGGCCGGGACUAUGACAAGGGGGACUACAGAAUGGUCUUUGACAAAAACGAGAUCCGGCGGAACAGAGAUGCUCAGCCAGAGCAAGACCAUCGAACUUCAAGAAGUCGAAGUCGAAGUCGAAGUCGAAGUCCGCGGUAUGACAAGCGUGAUGCAGAGCAUGGUCAUCGUGGAAAAGAAAGGAGAUCCCGUGACGAUUAUCACGACAGGCAAAGAGAUAGAUAUGACGGACGAGCUCGCGAAAGGGCCGGGGACAGGGAUAGAGACGGACGGAGAGGAGGGUACCGCCCUGAUCCACGGAGGGAGAGAGACAGAUGA
Molecule: messenger RNA, 1410 nt
Organism: Capronia coronata CBS 617.96
Lineage: Eukaryota; Fungi; Ascomycota; Eurotiomycetes; Chaetothyriales; Herpotrichiellaceae
Product: peptidylprolyl isomerase
Exons: 2
Coding region: 1-1410 (469 amino acids)
Biological process (GO): protein peptidyl-prolyl isomerization
Cellular component (GO): nucleus
Molecular function (GO): RNA binding; peptidyl-prolyl cis-trans isomerase activity
Source: RefSeq, a predicted model, not a curated record